This is a messenger RNA of Cladophialophora psammophila CBS 110553, 864 nucleotides long. RefSeq lists its product as uncharacterized. The coding region runs from base 1 to 864 and encodes 287 amino acids. Lineage: Eukaryota; Fungi; Ascomycota; Eurotiomycetes; Chaetothyriales; Herpotrichiellaceae. Gene Ontology annotation, molecular function: oxidoreductase activity, acting on the CH-OH group of donors, NAD or NADP as acceptor. The record is from RefSeq and is a predicted model, not a curated record. Gene Ontology annotation, cellular component: cytoplasm. The transcript has 2 exons.
AUGACUUGCCCUAUCGCCAUCGUUACAGGUGGCGCGUCUGGCAUAGGCGCAGCCCUCGUUGAACACCUCGUCUCUCUGGGAUGGAACGUGGUGAUCGCAGACAUCCACAAACCAAAGCACUCCCUCCCGGGCACCUUGUUCGUCCACACCGACGUUUCCUCCUGGGAGCAGCAGGCCGACAUGUUCAAACAAGCCUACGCCUGGGGCAAGCGGCUAGACUUCUGUGCGCUGAACGCGGGCAUCGAUGACCGGGACGACAUAUUCAAUACGCUCUCGUACGACAUGCACAAGCCGCCCAAGAAACCGAACACAGACACUUUCUCAGUCAAUAUUACUGGAACAUACUAUGGCAUCAAGCUCGCCGCGCACUACAUGACAGUUCUCAGCGGAGCGGCAGGCAAGCCGAAACCGGGUGGCAAGAUUGUCGUCACCGGGUCUGGAGCAGGGCUAUUCCCCAGCCCCGCCAUCCCUCAGUACACGGCCAGCAAGCACGCCCUUAUCGGCCUCGUGCGCGCGCUCGGCAAGAGCGAAGCUGCGGUCGAGGCCAACGUGCGCAUCAACGCCGUCUGCCCGGCCAUCGUCGACACCGGCGGCCUGCCGCUAGGCCUGCUAGACAAGCUGCUCCCCGGUCAGAUCACGCCGAUGAGCACCAUCCUGCGCUGCUUUGACACUCUGGCCGAUCUGCGCGACGUGGGCAAGGAAGACUGGGUCGAACGCGGUCCAGCGGGCGAGACGCUCGAAGGCAAUGUUCAGGAUUUGAUCUGGCAUUAUCCGCCGGACAAGAAGGUGCAUGGAGAAAAGGGCAAGACUUCGAGAGAGCCCGGGGCCUCCCAACCGAAGGGAGAGCAGAUUGAUUUUUGGUAG